CGUGAAACUUCUAAAGGGCAUAAAGAAAAUAAAUUUAAAUAGGCAACGAACUUGCGUUCGGCCAUUAUUGAACAGUAGACGUAACGUCAAAAGCGCAGGCUAUGUUGAUAGGCCCUUUUUCCGAAAAAUCAACAGUUUUAUAUUUUUCCUAACCUUCUCAGUUAUAUUUGAAUUUAAAAGUGAAAAAUUGAUCAGGAUAUUUUAUAAUUUGACUGUGAGCAUGGAUUUCGCCAUUGAUCUGUUAUUAGAUGCAGCUCAGCACCUCGAAGAACGAGAAGAAAUUGUUAGUGAGUGCGGUUCAAAAAGUGCAAGUGAUAACACAGUGUUUCACAGUUUAAUACCGACGCCAACAGUAAUUCGUUACGAAGAAGUUCCGUGGAUUGAACACGAAAACGUAAACUGUUCAAAUUUAACGAGUACCUUCAAUUUUUCUUUCAACAACAUACGUGCUUCUACUCCAAAAGUAUUUGACAAUCCGUCCACUGUUCCAUUAAAUCUAUCGAAUUCAAUGGUUGUAAAUGAACCGUUGGAUUUAUCAUUCAAUCACGGUGAUUCAAACUUGGAAUCAUGCGCUGUUCUUGAUUUGGUAAUACACGAUUCUGCCAAAUUCAACACAGAUACAACUAUUUCAAUAAAUAACGGGCCUAUAAACCUUGUACUCAAAGAAAAGCUUAUCAACUCCAAAGAACUACAGCAGAAAUUAACGCAGGACAACCAAGGCAAAAUAGUGCUGCACAGAGGUAAUAUGAUGAAUGAGUAUUCAAUAAAAAUGCAAGUAACAUAAUAGUGAUAAAAUGAUCAUUAUGGAACAGAUUUUGAAUUGCUACCCCUUGAGAAUGAGGAACAAGACAAACAAGAGGUAGAUACAGGAGACGCUACUCUCAUGAAUGACUUUUCCAUUUAUGAGUAUUUUGAACCGUAUCAUAACCACGCAUUAAUUGGAGAUCAAGAUGAGGAUGGCGAUUCUGAUGAUGACAUUCCUCACGGUAAAAAACUAUGCAAUCAUUUCAAUAAAAAUAAAAAUUUUAAUGGGAAAUUAUUAAUUUAGUAAUGUCUCGAAGAAAGCGAAAGAUAGAAAUCCUAGAUAAUGCUUCAGUUGUACCGGGACCUUCGAAAGACCAUUCUGGUAAUUUUUCCUAUAAAAUCUAAUAUUUUACAAUAAUAUUUCUGAUGAUUCACUAUAGACACCUGUGUUCCUAUAGUCGAAGACGAUAUAGUUUUUGAAGAACUGGGAAAAAGUGAAGAAUUGAAACGUCGCACGAGAUGCUGUGAAUUUGCGGAAAGAAAAGCAUUAAA
Messenger RNA from Malaya genurostris, 1296 nucleotides. RefSeq lists its product as uncharacterized. The record is from RefSeq and is a predicted model, not a curated record. The transcript is spliced from 2 exons. The coding region runs from base 221 to 784 and encodes 187 amino acids. NCBI's taxonomy places the organism in Eukaryota, Metazoa, Arthropoda, Insecta, Diptera, Culicidae.